CUCUAUAUAACCUAAGGUCAGGUGAUCCUCUACAUGUAUUGACACUAUGGCAGGCGGUCUGGUUAGGGGGAAGCUGAUCGCUGUGAUCGGGGAUGAGGACACCUGUACGGGCUUCCUCCUUGGCGGCGUUGGGGAGCUCAAUAAGAACCGCAAACCCAACUUUCUGGUGGUUGAGAAGGAAACGAGCGUGACCGAGAUAGAGGAGACGUUCCGGAGUUUUAUAGCCCGUGAUGACAUUGGUAUCAUCCUAAUUAACCAGUUCAUAGCUGAGAUGAUCCGACACGCUAUUGAUGCUCACAACCUCUCUAUUCCUGCGGUUCUGGAGAUCCCCUCUAAGGAGCAUCCAUAUGAUGCAAACAAGGACUCCAUAUUGCGCCGAGCCAAGGGCAUGUUUACUGCGGAGGAUCUGCGGUAAAUUUUCAGCUGCAUGACGUGCGCUGGACGGAGCAUUACAGCCUGGGAUUCCCUGUUGUUCAUUUGAUGUAUUACCCUGCUGGAUAUAUCAGUGCCUGGUGGUGAUAAAUCUCUGAUAUUUGGGGUUAAUAGUCAUCUCAGCACUAAAUCUAGUUAGUUCUAAAAUGUCACCUCAUUAAAUCUGACCAGGUAUAAAACGAUCAGCCGUAUUUAACAAUGUAUAAAAUCUAGUGACCAGGGUAUGUAGUUAACCCCCUCUGAUCUAAGCCUGGCAGUAUAUACAGUGCUUGGUAAUCUCUAUGUAACUGUAAUACCCUCUGAUCUAAGCCUGGCAGUAUAUACAGUGCUUGGUAAUCUCUAUGUAACCGUAAUACCCUCUGAAUACACAGAUUAUGUACGAGUGUCAGAGAGUUGUUACUUUACUUACCCUGCAUAAUUUAUUCAGUAUGAAAAUCUGUGUAAUAGCAAACUCAAGACCAGCUUUUAAACCUUAGGAUAUGAUUGUUUAAUGUAAAUGAUUAGAAAAUGUCAUGGCUGCAUAAUGCAUUUAAUCGUAGGAGUCAACAUAGGUUAUCUGUUAGUGGUAUCUGGGUGGUUUGUACAAAUGACCUUUAUUAAAAGUAAAUUCAUGAUGUGCAGAAGAGUGUUCUAUUAUUUUAUGUGAUAACUUGUAUAGGUGCUGUGUAUGAGCCAGGUGGGUACAAGGGGGAUUUUGUUUUCAUAAUCUAUUUCACCAUUGGGCCCCUGAAAGCUACUGGUUACUACAAUCUAUUAUUAAUUAGCCGUGCCCAGGCUUCUGUGCGUGUGACAUUCCAGGCCAGUCCUGUUCUGGUUCAGUGUGCCGUGUUAAGUUAUUUAAAGUAAUAUAUUGUACUAAAGUGUCCCUUGUAUUAUUGCUUGUUAAGUCGUGUGGUGCCCACCUUACUCCAGUUCUUACCUGUAUGUGAUGUAAUAUCCCUCUGUGCUUUUUUAUCAUUGAGCUGUCAGGGGGAAAUAAAGCUGAAGAUGUUAUCUGUC
Molecule: messenger RNA, 1431 nt
Organism: Bombina bombina (fire-bellied toad)
Lineage: Eukaryota; Metazoa; Chordata; Amphibia; Anura; Bombinatoridae
Gene: ATP6V1F
Product: ATPase H+ transporting V1 subunit F
Exons: 2
Coding region: 47-415 (122 amino acids)
Biological process (GO): proton transmembrane transport
Cellular component (GO): proton-transporting V-type ATPase, V1 domain; membrane
Molecular function (GO): proton-transporting ATPase activity, rotational mechanism
Source: RefSeq, a predicted model, not a curated record